CGUGGAUGCAUGGCAGUGCUCUAGUUGCAUCAUUCCAUACUGUCUGUAAUGUCCACUUUUUACAUAAACUGACAAAUGUGCUGAUUUAGAAACACGCCUAGCGCGCAGCUAAGCUUGUCUAGUCACUUUUGUUUUACAUCCUUUUUCCGCCAUCAACCCAACCCCUUACGACCCAUUACAAUAGUCAUCUACACCCCUGCACCGAGCUACUAGGGCAUCUGCUCUAAUCUCAUUACUGAUUUCGACAUUUUCCAUCUUGAGCUCAGUACUUUUCAUCGACUGGUCAUGGAAUCGACAUCGUCUUCGGGUAGAUCGCCAAACUAUGUGGUCGAUAUCGAAAAAGGUCUUCCUUUGUCACUCAAUGACCCAUACGGUUCUUCUCAGGGUUCACCUGAGCACCACUCAUCUCCAAAGGCUGUUGGUUCCUCAUCAUCUGCAGCCUUUGCUGUCGCACCUCUUGCUAGUCUGAAGAGGCUGUUUGAACGCAACCCCUCUGCUGUGGUCAGUGGGCGCUAUACAAUCAAUUUUCGCCAGCUCCUUAUCCUCUUGUGUAUUCUCAUAAGUUUGACUCUGCUGUGGUUCUUCAGCGAUUCAGGUGCUGCUGAAGUCGGUCUCGACAAAGCUCGACAGCGACUCAACCCCCCUGAUAGAACAGCUCUAGAAGAUCAGGUCGAGAAGGAGCAACACAUCCCUCAGCAACCUGUGCAUGUCGACCCUUACAAUGAAAGAUAUGAUCGCGUUCGUGGAAAAGGAACAAGGACCAGUUUGAAGAAGAUUCAAUUCGCGUUUGGGCCUGAAUCGCAGCAGGAUCGCGUAGAGCGCGAGGGACGCUUGAAGGCAGUAAGAGAUGGGUUCGAACAUGCGUGGUCCGGCUAUAAAAAGCAUGCAUGGGGUCACGAUGAAGUUCGCCCAGUAUCAGGAGGGUACAGGAAUCAGUUCAAUGGCUGGGGGGCCACAAUGAUUGACAGUUUAGAUACGCUUGUGAUCAUGGGCUUCAAUAAGGAGUUUGAUGAGGCGUUGGAAUGGGUUAAAACCUCAUUCAACAUGAGGAAAGACACCACUGCUCAGCUUCAAUUCUUCGAAACCAUCAUUCGCUACCUUGGAGGAUUGUUGAGUGCCUAUGAUCUCACAGGCGAGAAGGUGCUGUUGGACAAGGCAGAGGAACUUGGUAAUUACAUGUUGAACGCAUUCCAAGGCAGGAUUAUGCCUGAUGGUAGGGUUGCAGUCGCAGAAUCUGCCAACCGCAAUUCGCCUAACAGCUUUGUGCUGGCUGAGGUUGGCACAAUUCAGCUCGAGUUCUCCCGCUUGUCCAUGCUUACCAAGAACCCCAUUUAUGAUCAAAAGGCCCAGAAAAUCUUUGAGGCUUUAGGAUCAGCCACCUCUGACUUACCAGGCUUGCUCCCUUCCUAUGUGCAAGAUGGAAUGGGCCGACACUACAGCAAUUACCGAGCGACCGUCGGUGGUAUGGUUGACAGCUAUUAUGAGUACCUCCUAAAGGAAUGGAUCUUGUUGGAUGGCAAGCCCACUCAAUACAAGGAAACAUUUGAAAAGUCGGUUAACUCUAUGCAUAAGUAUAUGGUGAUGACACCCGACAAUGGAUCGAAAGAAUAUGCUAUUCUCGGUGCUGUCAGUUCGGGCACAAAGGACGUUGAUGCCGACAUGGAGCACUUGGCUUGCUUUAUAGCUGGAUCGCUCGCGAUGAGUUCCAAGUACUAUGAUCGACCAGAUGACAUGAUCCUGGCGAAGCAGGUUGCAGAGGGUUGCUAUCUCGGAUAUCAUCAUUCUGUGACAGGUAUCGGCCCCGAGGCAAUGAAGUUUCAUAAGGGUAGAGAAAGCAAGACCUUUGUGGCAAAUCCCCAAACAUUCUAUGCUCGUGAGAUCAGCCGCAGUGAGUAUAUUCUUAGACCUGAAACUUUGGAGAGUCUUUGGAUCUUGUACCGUCUCACGGGUGAGAAGAAGUAUCAGGAUCAAGCUUGGGAGAUCUUCCAGUCAUUGGAAAAGAGUUGCCGCACAAACAUUGCUUAUUCUGGUCUCAAGGAUGUCAACCGACCAGGUUCACACGAUGACAAGAUGGAAAGUUUCUUCUUGGCCGAAACUAUGAAGUACCUUUACUUGAUGUUUUCUACACCGGACGUCAUUUCACUUGAUAACUUUGUACUUAACACAGAAGCUCAUCCUUUUCGCAGGACUUAAGGAUAUCUCUCUUCUUUUUUAUGUCACCUCAGUAUUGAAAUUAUUCUUUAUCUUUUGUAGCUCUGUAUCUCUCUUGCAAUGCUUCAGUCAAUGAUCAAUAAAUGCAGGAUUCUGU
This is a messenger RNA of Lobosporangium transversale, 2308 nucleotides long. Its product is annotated as glycosyl hydrolase family 47-domain-containing protein. Gene Ontology annotation, cellular component: Golgi membrane; endoplasmic reticulum. NCBI's taxonomy places the organism in Eukaryota, Fungi, Mortierellomycota, Mortierellomycetes, Mortierellales, Mortierellaceae. The coding region runs from base 286 to 2193 and encodes 635 amino acids. The record is from RefSeq and is a predicted model, not a curated record. The transcript has 8 exons. Gene Ontology annotation, molecular function: mannosyl-oligosaccharide 1,2-alpha-mannosidase activity; calcium ion binding. Gene Ontology annotation, biological process: N-glycan processing; carbohydrate metabolic process.